AUGUCUCCAAUAUCCACUCUGUGUACGGUUUCUUCCAAUAAUCGGAAUAAACAAGGUAAAUGCACUGUGCCGUUUAAAGAGAGUGCAUUUACAGAGAGUAAAAAACGUGCAUUUAGACUAAGGCCCAAGCUGGGACCAGAUAAAAAG
Molecule: messenger RNA, 147 nt
Organism: Funneliformis caledonium
Lineage: Eukaryota; Fungi; Glomeromycota; Glomeromycetes; Glomerales; Glomeraceae
Source: the annotation of a GenBank genome assembly